This is a messenger RNA of Plasmodium vivax (malaria parasite P. vivax), 5244 nucleotides long. RefSeq lists its product as hypothetical. The record is from RefSeq and is a predicted model, not a curated record. NCBI's taxonomy places the organism in Eukaryota, Apicomplexa, Aconoidasida, Haemosporida, Plasmodiidae. The transcript has a single exon. The coding region runs from base 1 to 5244 and encodes 1747 amino acids.
AUGCAAAACAUAAUCGACACGUACGAAAUUAUUGGGAAAAUCGAUGACCAGAGGUCAAUUUCCUCGAACAGUUUGCCCAGCCAUGAGGGGUCCCAUGAGGAGUUGCAUGAGGGGUCGCAUGAGGGGUCCCAUGAGGAGUUGCAUGAGGAAUCGCAUGGGGGGUCCCUGGGCGCAGGGGGGCGCGACCCCAAGUUGGACAGCGCGAAGGGGAAAGAAUUGAGCGACAACUCGGAUGGGAGAAUCCUGGAAGGCACGCUGAAUGGGGCCGAGGCUGAACAGGCGGGCGAAGAAAACGCGGGGGAAAGGAACAGAGUAAGCGGUCCAAUAUGGGACACAAGUACGUCCAAAAGUUGCACGGUGGAAAAUAUGAAAGGCGAGUUGGAGGGGGAAACCACUCCUGGCAACGUAAAUGGUGGGGGAGCGGCAACCGGUGAGACCCUCCCUUCGGAAAGCAAAAAAGAUGAGAAAAUUUGGGAUACCCCCAGUGGGGGGGCCACCCAUGGAGGAGACGCCCCUGCUGCGAACAACCAGAAUAGAAACACCCUCCAGGAAAGAGCCUCCCAUGUUGGUGGCGGCAAAAAUAGCUGUAAGAGGCAUUACAAAGUGCUGAUUCACGCGCCUGCCUGCUGGAAGGGAGAAAAGUUUAACUCCACCCCCUUCGUUUUCGUAUACGACAAGUCGAGCAACUUUUUUACCUAUAGUGAGUCCCCACUAGAAAUUGAGAAAUACAUAAUCGAUACAAGUGCAGAAAAUUUCGAAAGCAGAGUGCUGACCAUCAUUUUUUAUGACUCUGUUUUUGCCUGCACCACUUCAUCCCUUCUUCUGAAUAACAACAAAGGAGAGAUUCAGCACUUGCCCAAGCCGCUUAGCGUGUUUUAUCUCCCUUUGAGUAAGCUGGACUUAUGCAACGACUCCGUCAAGUACAGGCUGGCUCUCAGAACGAACAGCAUCCUCUGCGACGUUAACAUAAAGGAAGCCAUUAGCUUGUUCAAUAACAAUUCCAAAAUAGCAGGACCGAAUGUGAAUAAGUUCAGCCUACAUUUGAUUUUGAAAAAUGGAAACUACUAUGAGAGUGAGUCGUAUGGCCACUUGAAUUACCAGACCAAGUUUUACGGCUUGCCCCGGUCUAACCUCUCAUCCUGUGUGCCAAAGUACACGGGAGUCAGCGUAGACAGGGCCAAUGUGGAGAGGUCCCCCAGCAACGUGGCCAGCAGGUACCUAGCCCAGUCGUCCAAGAGCCAAGUGCACACAUUUGCAAAGCACCAGACGGACCCGAACCAGUUUAUUUCCCUUGAGCGGUUAAAAAACAAAUGGGAAAAUUACAGCCACAUGAAUAAUGAGAAGAGGACUCAAAACCACUCGGCAUACAAUCCUUUGAGGAAGAAGGAAACGAAGCUCACUUCGUACUGCGUACCGAAUGAUAGUGAAUCGUUUGUCAGUCGGGUCAAAUCGGAGGUGGCUCGUCAGGAGGCCGCCAUGGGGGGGGAACGACCAGCUGGAAGUGGCGUGAAAAAGUAUGCCAAAGAGAACAAUGAAAAGGGAAACCCAGUCAGUAGUAACCCAAACAGUAAAGACCCCUACAAUGCGAGUGGACCUCCCCACUCGUACAAUUACGGGAAAACCAAAUCGGUUUACGACCUGAUGCAGGUCAGCAAGGAAAAGCUGUCGGCCGAUUUCGACGCGAAGGAUGAUGUGUUCCCAGAAGACAGCGCGUCCAUGAUAAACGUUUUCGAGGAGUCCGCUUUAUCCGAACGGGGGAAGCAGGGCCUAGAGGGGGGAAGCACCCUCACCAGCAAUAUCAGGGCAGCCAAAGAUAUGUACUCUCGGGUGAAGAGCGUCAUGAGGAAGAGGGGAGACGUUAUAGGCCACACUGGAGAUAACUAUGGGGACCGCUUAACCCGGCAACCGGAGGAGCAAAACCGGGAAGGCGACCUGCAAUGCAGCCCGAAAAAAGAGAGUGACCGAUUCGGAGAGGACAGAUCGGUGUGCUACUCCCAGGUGGAGAACAUGAGGUACUUCAACGGGAACAACUCCGUGUGCUCGUCCUACCUGCGGAACGACGAAAACGUCCUUCUUGCCAUGAAGGAGAUUAAGCAGUGGAUGGAGAAGAUAGAAGACAAGGUGAGCACCAUCUCGUGCGAGAAAAGUGACCUCAACGCAGCAGUAGGGAGCAGCCAACCCACAGACAAAAGGUACAACCGAAUUAUAGCCUUCCUAAUUAAAAGCGUGAAAAAUAAUAUAAGGCUGAAGAAUAAAUGCAUAUACAGGAGCUGCUACCUGAACAUACGAAAUUUGUACUUGUUAAAAAAAAACGAAAAGGUAAAAUUUGAAAAUAAACUCAUGAUGAGGAAUUAUGGGAAGCUAAAGGCCAAGUACAAAAACGUGCUUGUAAAUCUGUGCAAAAAAAAUUUACUCAUAAAGUACUACUCUAUAAAGGACAAAUUUCAGUACAGCAAAAAAUACGAAAAUAUGAUGAGGCAUUUGCAGCAGGAAAAAAAUGACCUACUGAGCAUCAUAGAGGAGAAGAAGUACGAGCAGGAAAACAGCCUGAGCAUCAACUUGAUGCUUUCGGAGGAGUUAAAAAAGGCUCAGGAGGACAAGGAGUGCAUCUUGAGCAAGAACUUUUUCUACAAAAGCGAGACGGAUAAGGCUGCCACCAAGUGUGAGCUGCUGCAGAAGGAGCUGGACCGCCUGAGGGGGGAGCUGCAGUGCGCCAAGCGGGAGAGCGAGCAGGCGAAAACGGGCUCGGGGCAGGUCAAGCUGGAGACGGAGCAGUUGCAAAGGGAGAAGGAGCAGCUGCGAAAAGAGGUGGAUCAAAUGAAGAUGCAGACGGAGCAGCUGCGAAAAGAGGCGGAUCAAAUGAAGAUGCAGACGGAGCAACUGAAGAGGCAGGCGGAGCAGCGCCAACUGGAGAAGGACGCCCUCGUGAAGGAGCUGGGAGACACGAAGGCCAAGUACUUCAACCUGACGGGGAUACUCGAAGGAGAGGAAAAAAUGUACAGCCAAAAGGUGCAAGAAUUGGAAAGGAAAAUCGAAAACCUGACGGAGGAAAAAAAUACCCUCAUCAACGAAAUAAAAAGCGAAAUUGACAACUUCACAAAAAUGCUAAGCGAUAAAGAAAUGGAAAAUGCAAAGAUGAAGGAGAAGCUGAAGGAGCUAAAAAAUGUGGAGGAGAAAUACAAAGACACGCAAAUCAAUUUUGAUUCGCUGAAAAAGGAAUUUGAAAAGUCGUUUGAUGAAGUGCAAAUUAUUUUAAAAGAAAUGAUACAGAAGGAGAAGGAGUACACCAAGAAGUAUAACAAUUCCAUUAAAUGUUUGGAGGUGGAGCAUAAACAGGUUGUGGAGAAGCUCCUCAACGAGAAGGAGCAAUGCGUUAUGGAAACGAAUUACUACAGAGACGUAUGCCACAGUCAGUCCAGUAAGAUGACCACCUUCGAUGAGAGCCUAACCGCGGCGGAAAAAUUGCUAGACCAUGUCUUGUCGCAGUACCCUCAACUGUUCAACGAGUUUAAAGUCAGCUCCAGAAACAACGUGCUAAAUAAGUCCUUCGGAAAAAUGCACUACGAAAAUAUACAAGCUGUGAGAGAAAACGUUAAACUGAUUAGGAAGUCCCUCAGUCAAUUUAAAAUGAGCUUUAAAAACAGCUCCUUCAACUUCCAAAUGGGGUCCGAGUACAGUAGGAAGUACUCCACCCAGAAGAAGGGCAGCUUCUCAACCAUCACAGGCAAUAAACGAAUGAACAGCAUUUUGAGGUACUACGAGAGUUACCACAGAUAUGCCAACCAGGGAGAGCACCCCCCCGUCGAGGAGGAACCUUUUGGUGAAGAGCAAUCAAGCAGGAGGAGAUCCAUCAGCAAUAACAGCGCUAGGAAUAUGUCCAUCAUUUCGAACAACAGGAAGAACAUAAACUUGAAGAGCAAAAUUGAUUCGUGUAACGCCCAGCUGCAGAGGAAUGUCUCCCAAAGUAGGUGCAGGAGUGGGUCCCUUAGUGGGAAGCAAAAGGUGUCAGCAGGAUUUGACGACUUGAAGAGAAGGCCCUUUAUCCGAAAGGGCGGCCCAGAAGAGAGCGCCUUGGAUGAUCAGUUAGCGCAAAGGGACGCUUCAAGGUACACCAAAUGGAGGAGCGAGGAACUGGGUGAGGAGGCGCCCAAGGGGGGGCCCCUCGAGGCUGCGGUGGAGUGGCACGCGGGCCACAGCGGCGAUAUAAGCGGCGUAGGCGACGUGGGCGAUAUAAGUGGCGAACGUGGCGUGGGCAAUCUUAACGACGUGGACGAGCUGAACCACAUCGACAUCGUAAACAUGUACGAAGACAACGGCUUCUUCAACGACGGGGGGGCCACCCAUGGGUCUGCGCACGGCGAAUCGAACCCCCCCUCCAACCCCGCCGGGUCAAACGAGGAGGGCGAUUUGGCCAACACGCACCAGGACAAAGCGGAAGUAAAGAAGAAAGUCAGCGGAAAGGAGAACUACGAAUUUGACAAAAACAACUUCAAGGAAAUUAUAUCCUUUAUAGAAAAGAACGUUAUAAAAAAUUCGGACACUCUAAGUACAAGUGGGAAGGAUGGAAAGAACGCCGAUGAUUGGAAGGGAGUUUCUGGGAGGGCAUCCCUAUGCGAGAACAACAAAUUGGGAGGAGAAGCCACGUGCGAAAAUCAGGAACAACCAGUUGGUCAUGCUAAAGCGGAAGAGAAGGACAGCUCACCCAGGAGGGCACAAACAGGCCAGAAAAAUACCUACCAAUCUGUUGCAAGCAAAAAAACAGGAACGUUCAAGUACGCAGAUAAGGUGAGCAAACAUACUUCGGACAGCCACGUUGCCAAAAGUGUUAGUAAUAACACCAAGGUGGUUAGCAGCCGGGGUGUUUUACCAAACAGCAAGGGUGGUGGUCACCCGAUUGGACCCCCAACUGGGCAGCAAAGCAGCAGAAUGAAGAACGCAAGCAACAACACGUCGGUGACGAAAGGGGUAGUGGGCAGCACGAGGAAGAACUCCUCCACGAUUUACAGAAAGGGAAGCGAAAGUGGCGCCGUCGCUAAUAACAAUGAGGAUGCGCCGAAAAGGAUGAUCAGUACCAACUAUAAGUACAAGCCUGCAGAUGAGUCUGCCAAGCAUUUGAAAAAAGACAGCUCGGACGCCCUCAAUCUCAAAUGUGCGAAGGGGUCCAUAGUAAAGAAGAGUCUAGCCCCGGAGAAGGAACGGAAUGCGAGUAGCAACACGAGUAAAUCAGCUCUUUCGAGGGUAUAA